Messenger RNA from Podarcis raffonei (Aeolian wall lizard), 2309 nucleotides. RefSeq names its product pleckstrin homology domain-containing family A member 3-like. Gene Ontology annotation, cellular component: recycling endosome; early endosome; trans-Golgi network. The transcript is spliced from 8 exons. Lineage: Eukaryota; Metazoa; Chordata; Lepidosauria; Squamata; Lacertidae. The record is from RefSeq and is a predicted model, not a curated record. Gene Ontology annotation, biological process: retrograde transport, endosome to Golgi; endosome organization; receptor recycling. Bases 173 to 1024 code for a protein of 283 amino acids.
CCAGCCUGAUUGGUUCCUACCUAGCUUCCCUCCCGCGUCCCCGCAAGUCCCCUUUCCCCCCGUUCUUGGUCCCCGCCCUCAACUUGCCCCGCGAUUGGUCGGGCCCCACCGGCCCGGAGCCGCAAUUGGCUCUGCUCGGCGCACCGGCGGCAGUAAGCGAGCCGGGCUGGUGAUGGAGGGAGCGCUGCUGAAAUGGACCAACUAUCUUUCGGGUUGGCAGCCACGAUACUUCGUACUAGAGAAUGGCAUCCUCUCCUAUUAUGAUUCACAGGAUGACGUGGGAAAGGGCAGCAAAGGCAGCAUCAAGAUGGCUGUGUGUGAGAUCAAAGUCCACACUACUGACCCCACUCGCAUGGAGCUGGUCAUCCCUGGAGAGCAGUACUUCUACCUGAAGGCAGGAGGCGCCGCUGAGAGACAGAAAUGGCUCGUGGCUUUGGGCAGCUCCAAGGCCUGCCUGGGGGACAGCAGGAGCCAGAAGGAGAGAGAUCUGGACCUAAGCAACGAGUCCCUCGGGAGAAAGCUGUCCGAACUGCGACUAUAUUGCGACGUGCUGACACAGCAGGUCCUCGCCGUACAGGAUGCAACACAUCCUCAAGACAAUGGCUCCCCUCUUGACCUCCAGAAGAUGAACGAAGCGUCAUCCUUAUUGCGAGCGACCUGCAGCCAGUUCAUCUCCACGCUAGAAGAGUGCAUGAAAUUUGCAAACACCCGAUUAGCUCCUGAGCUGUACCAUCCUUUGACGGUCCCCCAGCCUUUUGACUUUGUGGGUACCAAACUCCCACAUUCUCACCGGGUAAGGCGCUCCAUGAGCCACACAGGCAUAGCCUCAUCAGAAAGAGCUCUGGAGCAGGCUCGGGUCUUGCCCGCACCCGCCAAGGGCACCGUGACGGUUCUGCGCAACUUGGAGGAGAUGGUGAUGUUUCGCUCGCAGCAGUGGGGGCAGCCGGGUUCCCAGUCCGAAAGCGCCCCCAGCACCAUCGUCGAAGAAGCAGUUGGUAGGGGCUGCCACGAGAUAACUGCAUGAGGUUAACGUGGGAGGGGAGAGGCAACGUCCUUUCAUCGGCCCAGGACUCUCCAGUGGACUCAGCUGCCGGGGACCAAUGACUGUAAUCCGGAUAUUGGCACUGCCGCAGCUCUUGUCGACACUUUGGAGCCAUCCUUGCUGCUAGCUCGCUAGCUAGCUAGAAGAACUGGCCCGGGGCUCCCUCCUCUAGUUUAGAAAUAGCCUUGGCCUGCAGGGUGCGAUGGCGGAAGCAUCCUUUGCUCCUAGGAAGGCAGUGUGCAUGAAGGGCAAGGAGUAGAUGCCAGACUUGGUUCUGUGCUUCAGUCUUGUAGUUGCCAAGGUGCGUCUGAGAAUGCUGCCCAGGUCCGCUGGCUUUUACAAAGCAGUCCUCCCUGAGAAGGGAUGGGGUCUGGGCAGCGGGAUAGUGAUUAGCUCUCCAUGCUGGAUUGGGUGUGGCGGAAGUGGCGGUCCUGACGAGAGCCUGGGGUGCUUGGGAGGCAGCUUCUGAUUGGACAGGUUGCCCCCAGCGCUCUCCGGGGGCUGUCCCUAGUGGUCCUAUGCUCUAAUUAGGUCCGAGGUUUGGUCACCGGUGCAGCUGGAGCCCGGGGACUCGCGGUCUGUGGCAGAUGUAGAGCACCUUCAUCCCUCUCACCGGCAUAAGAUCUGUCGCUCGGUCAAACCUUGUUUGCUUUGCUCCCGGAUGUCUUGAGAAGUGCCCUGCUGGUUUGACUCUCGGCCAGGAUCUUUUUUUGCCUAGGAAUCUGCUCCAGGAAGGACUUCCUCGCUGAGCAUUCUUCCUCCUUCCUCAGCAGAGAGCUCUUCCUGCAAGCUGCUCUUCCCCCAAAGAGACACCUACACACCCCAGCAUCGAACUUGCAGGACAGGUUGCAGUAUUCUUCUCGAUGCUUUCUCCCUGCUUCUCUUCAGCAGAGGUGUUGGCCCUGAGUGAAUGUCCGAUGUAGAAACAGCAGCCUCUUUGGACACCUGACCUCACAGCAACAUUGGGCUGCUUCCCUCUGCACAGCGUGGGACCGGGGUCAGCUGACCACAACCAGUCACAUACCAAACAUCGAAUUGACUCUACUGUCAUUUGCUGUGCGGUAACUUACUGUUUUGUCUUGUGGGGUUCUCUGCCACCUCCGUUUUUGUAGGAUCUUGUGCAGUUCUCCCUUCUCUCGUUCCUUUCUCCCUGUUCCACACACACAGACACCCCGCAAACCCCCGGUCUCUGGAGCCCGUUCCCAUGACGAGCCCUGCCCAAAGAUCAGACUCUAAUUUUGAAUGAAGACUCUAAUUUUGAAACAAA